AGAUAAAUUUGCAGAGCAAGAGCCCCGAAUUAGUUUACGUCAGACUCUACCAAUACAACGGUAGAUUACAAGUCAUUUAAGCAUUAGAUUUUUUUUAUGAUUACUGAAUUAGUUAUCAAAAAUAUUCCACUAUAGAAACUUUCAAAUAAUAUCAGAAUGGCUGACGGAAAACAAGUUAGAGUUUCACAAUGGUACUUCGGUGGGUUAGCCUCAGCUGGGGCUGCUUGUAUCACUCAUCCCUUGGAUCUACUCAAAGUCCAAAUGCAAACACAAAAAGGAAAAAACAUAUCUAUGUUCCAGCUUACGCAAAUAGUUCUAAAAAACCAAGGAAUAAUGGGACUGUAUAAUGGAAUAUCAGCCUCACUUCUCCGACAAUUGACUUAUUCAACAGCAAGAUUUGGUAUUUAUGAGGUAUCCAAGCAACAUCUGGCACCAAAAGAUGGAUCUGCAAUACCUUUCUAUAUGUCUGCCUUCUUGGCUGGUUUGGGUGGUUUUGCUGGAGGCUUUGUUGGCAAUCCAGCUGAUUUGGUCAAUGUGAGAAUGCAAAAUGAUGUCAAGCUACCACCCGAGCAAAGAAGAAACUAUAAAAAUGCGAUCCAUGGAUUGUAUCGUGUAGCAGCACAGGAAGGUAUAUUACGACUGUGGGCUGGAGCAUCUAUGACAUGUAGCAGAGCCGCCCUUAUGACUAUUGGACAGCUUUCUUUCUAUGAUCAAAUCAAGUCCAUAUUGCUGGCUUCACCUUACUUCGGUGAUAAUGUCAUCACUCAUGUUACUUCUAGUUUAUCAGCUGGUGCAAUAGCAACGACAUUAACACAGCCAGUGGAUGUGUUGAAGACGAGAGCAAUGAAUGCAAAACCAGGUGAGGUUAAGAGUAUAAUAGCACUUAUUCAGAAUACUGGAAAGGAGGGACCAUUGGCAUUUUUCAAGGGUUACAUUCCGGCGUUUGUCAGACUCGCACCGCACACUAUAUUAACAUUUGUAUUUCUUGAACAACUAAGGAUGAACUUUGGUGUUAUAAAAAUUAAUAUUACAAACUAAUAUGAUAUACAAAGGUUGAUGUGUUCAAUAUAUUUUUGAGUAAUAGUUAUAAUGAUAGACAAUUGAACUAAUAGAAUUGUAAUGGUGUGACUAUAAACAAGUAAUACGGUGUUUAUUAGAAUGGCUUUCAAAUAGAAUUUUUAGAUUGUUUGAUGUUGAUGUUUAACAUUGCAUUUAGAUUUUCAUUAUAUGUUAAUAUUUAUUGUUGUGAUAAAUUAUUUGGUUACACUUAAUAUUGCUUCAUAUUAUUAAGAGAGUUUUUUUUUUUUAUGUUUUAAGUUAUCAAUGUGAUUCCAUAUAAUGGAAUGGAUAUGUUACCUCUGUACAAGAAAAGUUUACUUUUUGAAAUCUUCUAUUUUAGUUUAUCAUACUGUGUGUUACUUUAAAAAUAUUUUAUUGCACAUGUGAUGUUAUUACAGUGUGUAAUAGCAAGGACUACAUUUUUGUUUGUCUUUAUUUCUUAACGUAUGGUCUAUCGUAUAGACGAAGUAAAUGUUUGCACAAUUUUAUUUUUCGUAAUGCUUUUUUUAAAGUCAAUAUUAAAAAUGUUGAUUUGCAUUACAUAUUAUUUUUAUCAGUUUUUUGGGUACUUCGAUGAAAAUGUUAAACAUUUUAAUUUCACGUGUGCCAAACAAUGUGUGCAAAGUAACUAACAUGGUUUUAAUUUUAAGGUAUUGAAUUAUAGGCCGGGUCCACACUAUAAUUGCAGUUACAGUUUGUUUUCGACCCAGGCGAUAGAUUAGAUAAGAUUUCAAGUGAAUAAAUAUCUUUAGAGAGAACGAAAUUUCAAUAACACGGCCAUUUCAGUAAUCAAUAUUUAUUUUCGUCCAACGUAUAUUUAACUGUAACCGUGUUUAUAAUGUGGGCGGUUGGUUUUAAAAUUAACUGUCAUUUAGCCAAGUUAUAUUUUUUGACAUAAGUUUUUUAAAAUGAAACAUUCAAUCGACAUUCCUCCAUCUUAUACACGUACUUCGGUACACUUGCCAAAAAAAAGUACAAUUUUUAUUUUAACAAAAUGUAUUUUCUACGACUCAAAUGUCAGCUGACACUUGUCCUAUUUAGAAGUAUAUUGCUUCACUAUAACUUUUAUAACGAUUUUGAAAUGUAAGACAAAAUCUUGUACUAAAUAAAUACAUAUAAUGUUUAAAGAAAAUAUAAUAUAAAUAUGAAUGAAACUGUAACUUCCAAAUUUAUAUGUUAUAUUUUAUAUUGUAAUAACCGAAAUGGAAUCUGUAAAAAUAAUAGAUUAUACUAUCAGCGGGGUACCGACCUAAUAUUAUUAGCUGUUUUGAUGUAAACUAAUAAAUACUCCACUGAUAGUUUCAAAUUUUACGACUAGUUUUACUAGUCAGUGUUCCUUGGAAUAUUUUUAUUUUAAUGUCUCAAAGACAUUUUAUUUAAUGUUAUUUGUAGCUGUUGUAAUAAAGGGUUAAAAAAUAUA
Danaus plexippus (monarch butterfly) is the source of this 2479-nucleotide messenger RNA. RefSeq names its product mitochondrial dicarboxylate carrier (gene Dic1). Gene Ontology annotation, molecular function: oxaloacetate transmembrane transporter activity; sulfate transmembrane transporter activity; antiporter activity. Gene Ontology annotation, biological process: thiosulfate transport; phosphate ion transmembrane transport; malate transmembrane transport. The transcript is spliced from 6 exons. The record is from RefSeq and is a predicted model, not a curated record. The coding region runs from base 157 to 1038 and encodes 293 amino acids. NCBI's taxonomy places the organism in Eukaryota, Metazoa, Arthropoda, Insecta, Lepidoptera, Nymphalidae.